CUGAGUAAUCUACAUUAGUGUCAAACAUUUCUUAGCCCCUUCACCUGCGAAGUGGGGCUUUUAUUGCUCAUGAUUUAGGUUAAAUAGAAGCACUUCACCUGCUUAAGCCACAUUCCUAUCCUUAAUUAAAGACAUGUUAUUGCUGUCAAAUAAUGAACUAAUUUUAAUUUAUAUAGAUCAAAUAUAGUCAUCUAAACAUCAUCGUAAUAUUCUAUAAAACAGGAAGGCAGCAUAAUAAGUUUUUAAGCCUUUAUACCGGUAAAAUCAAAAUAAGAGUUGUUUUUUUUCCAACAAAGAUUGCCAGAACUUGGACAAAUAUAACUAUAAAGCGAACAAAGCAUUUGUAGAGACUGAGCUCAUUCUCUUUUUGUAUAUCUCAGCCGGAUAUUUUAUUGCCAAAUGUCACGGUGACUGUCCAAGGUGCUGAUCCUGCAGUGGCCGGUUAAACGGAGCUCUCCACGGUGACAAUAAGCUAUCGGCCUUUGUUGAGUUAUUCAACAUUCGUUGUUAUUGUGCCUUUUGUGUCCACGUCGGCUAAUUUAUCUAGAGCACGUGCUGCCGCUGUGAGGUUGAGCUGUGUUAUAUCAUGAUGCGAUCAAACCCACGGUGUGAUAAUAAAUAAGCGCUUAACGUUUCACCGAAAGCGAAGCUUGUGACGCUGCCGCUGCGUGUCCCGUCCCGCUUGCCGUAGAAAACGCGGAACAACUGUGGGCAUGGUGCCGGACGGUAGCUGCACGUCUGAGCGUUUAGGCAGUUUGUUACAAUGGCAACACGUUCGGGAGAGCGGUUUAUGAUUCAUGUUGUUGAAAGGGGAUGUGGCUGAAUAAUGGGAAACGUUUUUGGGAGAAAGAGUCGACCUUCGCGUGUAACGGAACAAGAUAAAGCCAUCUUGCAACUGAAGCAGCAGAGAGAUAAGCUGAAGCAGUAUAAACAGAGAGUUACACUCCAACUGGAGAAAGAGCGACUUCUUGCAAAGCAGCUGCUGAAAGAUGGCAGAAAAGAAAAAGCACUGUUACUUCUCAAGAAGAAACGUUAUCAGGAUCAGCUGCUAGAAACGACUGAGGGUCAGAUUUCAAACCUGGAGCAUAUGGUUCAGGAUAUUGAGUUCAUGCAAAUGGAGAUGAAAGUCAUCGAGGGGCUCAAGGUUGGAAAUGAUUGUCUGAAGAGUAUGCAUGAGAUCAUGUCAGUAGAAGAUGUGGAGAGAAUCCUGGAUGAGACCCAGGAAUCAAUUGAAUAUCAGAGGCAAAUAGAUGAAAUGCUGGCUGGAGCGCUGACGCAAGAGGAUGAGGACGCGGUUUUAGCAGAGCUGGAAGCUAUCACUCAGUUAGCGGCGCUGGGGCCUGGUGUUACCACAUGCCUCAGCUGUUGGCUACUUAGCACUUCCACUGGAGUCCACUGGGCUGUGGGUAAAGCUGUGAUUCAGAGUUGAGUUAUUGUUUUGUAUUUGUACAGUAUAAUAUCAGCCUCUGGAGUCAAAGGCGAUCGUUUGUAGAGUUUCCAAAGAUGCCACUGUAUCAAUUUGAAGUAAUUUCAGGCUGUUAAUUGAUUGAAAUACUUAGAUUUGCCAUCUAAUUAUCUGAGACGACAAAGUCUCAGUGUUAUUAAACUACAUAAAUUACUGUGUUUAGUGCUUGAACAGUGACAUGAAUACUAAGCCUGUUUUUUAUCCAAUUACACAAGUAUAAAUACCCAGAUGGCAUUGCAGUAUGACUUUGUGUACAGUCAAAUAGAAUGGAUACAUGUUGGACAAUAUGCAAAGCUCUGUCAGGAAAAUAUUUUAUUUGUAAAUCAAUUAAAAAUGUUGUGAAUGAACACAAUGGAGCUUGGUGGGUAGAUAGAACUUUUACAACACAUACUGUAAUUUAUGUACAUACAGUAUGUGUGUGUCACUAGAUCCCAUAAUCACAUGUC
Messenger RNA from Betta splendens (Siamese fighting fish), 1911 nucleotides. RefSeq names its product charged multivesicular body protein 6-like. Lineage: Eukaryota; Metazoa; Chordata; Actinopteri; Anabantiformes; Osphronemidae. Bases 827 to 1429 code for a protein of 200 amino acids. The record is from RefSeq and is a predicted model, not a curated record. Gene Ontology annotation, cellular component: ESCRT III complex; multivesicular body. Gene Ontology annotation, biological process: vesicle budding from membrane; late endosome to vacuole transport via multivesicular body sorting pathway. The transcript is spliced from 7 exons.